Molecule: messenger RNA, 4010 nt
Organism: Zingiber officinale
Lineage: Eukaryota; Viridiplantae; Streptophyta; Magnoliopsida; Zingiberales; Zingiberaceae
Product: protein TOPLESS-RELATED PROTEIN 2-like
Exons: 26
Coding region: 368-3793 (1141 amino acids)
Biological process (GO): regulation of DNA-templated transcription
Molecular function (GO): protein binding
Source: RefSeq, a predicted model, not a curated record
AGGUAUAAAAGGGAGGAAGGAGAGGGAGAGGAGUCGGAGUCAGUCGCGGAUGUUAAAAAGGCAGAAAGGGAACGGGUAAGAAAGAGAAGUAGAACUCGGCGGCUAGAGUGGUGGAGAAGGAACCAAAACGAGAGAGGGGGGAGGCGCACGAGCGCCGCUGGAACCCUAGAAAUUUCAGGGGACGCGUGGAUCUCCUGGGCUCGAAUCUGCUGCGCUCCCGGUAAAUUUCGAACGCGUUGGUUUCUGCCCAGGAUCGGUCGGCGGAUCGAGUGGCUGCGGUAGCUUCUUCGCGGUCUAGGGUCGGACGGAGUCGCUGACGCGAUAGCUUUCGUCUUUCUGGUGGCGGUCGGAGCUCGGAGAGGGAACAAUGUCAUAUUUGAGCAGAGAACUUGUUUUCCUGAUACUGCAAUUCCUGGACGAGGAAAAGUUCAAGGACGCGGUUCAUAAGUUGGAACAAGAGUCCGGUUAUUACUUUAAUAUGAAACACUUCGAGGAUCUAAUUCAGGAAGGGGAAUGGGAUGAGGUUGAGAAGUACCUUAGUGGCUUCACUAAGGUUGAAGACAAUCGUUACUCUAUGAAAAUAUUCUUUGAGAUUAGGAAACAAAAAUAUCUGGAAGCACUCGACAGCCAAGACAGAGCUAGGGCUGUGGAGCUACUUGUGAAGGAUCUUAAGGUGUUUGCUUCUUUCAAUGAGGAUCUGUACAAGGAGAUCACUCAACUUCUUACCUUGGAGAAUUUCAGGCAAAACGAGCAACUUUCCAAGUAUGGGGACACAAAAUCAGCACGAAAUAUAAUGCUUAUGGAACUUAAGAAGCUUAUUGAAGCUAAUCCUAUUUUUCAUGAUAAGUUAGCAUUUCCUCCUUUUAAAACUUCACGGUUGCGAACUUUAAUAAACCAAAGCUUAAAUUGGCAACAUCAACUUUGCAAGAAUCCACGCCCUAACCCUGAUAUCAAAACACUUUUUACUGAUCACUCUUGUUCUAUUCCUGCUAAUGGAGCACGUGGACCACCAGCAAAUGGCCCACUUGUGGGGUCUAUUGCUAAAUCUGGAGCAUUUCCUCAACUUUCUGCUCAUAGUCCGUUCCAGCCAGUUAUUUCUCCACCUGCAAGUGCCAUUGCAGGAUGGAUGACAAAUCCUAACCCGUCAUUAUCACAUGCUGCCGUGGCACAAGGCCCUCCGGGUCUGAUUCAGCCUCUAAGCACAGCUGCAUUCUUGAAGCACCCAAGGAUGCCAGGCAGUGCUCCAGCUGUGGAUUACCAAACUGCUGAUUCUGAACAUUUGGCAAAGAGACUACGAACUGGCCAAUCAGAUGAGGUAUCAAAAAUGCAAUUUCCUAGUGCAAGUCAUCCACCCAACAUUUACUCUCAAGAUGAUAUUCCAAAGACUUUGGUACGGUCUAUUAAUCAGGGUACUAAUGUCCAAAGCCUGGAUUUCCAUCCAAUCCAACAUACAAUUCUUCUAGUUGGAACAAAUGUUGGUGAUAUUGCUAUAUGGGAAGUUGGAUCCAAAGAACGGUUGGCACACAAGACCUUCAAGGUUUGGGAUAUCAGCUCUUGUUCUUUGCCAUUGCAGGCAGCUUUCAUGAAAGAUGUUACUGUAUCGGUUAAUCGAUGCUUAUGGAGCCCAGACGGUUCUAUUCUCGGUGUUGCAUUCUCAAAACAUAUUGUUCAGACUUACGUUUUUAGUUUAAACGGAGAGUUUAGGCAGCAAUUGGAGAUUGAUGCCCAUGUAGGUGGAGUUAAUGACAUCGCCUUCUCCCAUCCAAAUAAGAGUCUAUCUAUAAUCACUUGUGGUGAUGACAAGAUUAUUAAAGUGUGGGAUGCUGCAAAUGGGCACAAGCAGCACACUUUCGAGGGUCAUGAAGCUCCUGUGUACUCUGUAUGCCCUCACCAUAAGGAGUCUAUUCAGUUUAUCUUCUCAACCGCUAUUGAUGGGAAAAUAAAAGCAUGGUUGUAUGAUUGUUUGGGAUCAAGAGUGGACUAUGAUGCUCCAGGAAAAUGGUGCACGGCAAUGUCUUACAGUUCAGAUGGGACUAGGCUUUUCUCUUGUGGAACUAGUAAAGAUGGUGAUUCUCAUCUUGUAGAGUGGAAUGAAACUGAGGGAACUAUUAAAAGGACAUACUCUGGCUUUAGAAAACACUCAUCAGGAGUUGUUCAGUUUGACACAACUAGGAACCGUUUCUUGGCAGCUGGAAAUGAAUUCAUGAUAAAGUUUUGGGAUAUGGAUAACAGUACCAUACUAACAACCACGGACGCAGAUGGUGGAUUGCCUGCAAGUCCACGCCUAAGAUUCAACCGUGAUGGUUCAUUGCUUGCCGUGACAACAACUGAUAAUGGAAUCAAGAUCUUAGCAAAUGCUGAUGGCCAAAGGUUGGUAAGGAUGCUCGAGAGUAGGGGAUUUGAAGGGUCUCGAGGUUCUCAACAGAUAAGCACUAAUGUGAAGCCACCGCUUAUGAAUGCAUUAGGGGUUGUCUCAAACAUUUCUAGUGCCAUCAUACCUCCAACUGAGCGACCUGAUCGACUCUUACCUGCUGUAUCAAUGGGUAGUUUGGCGGUUGUGGAUAGCAACAGAAAUGUUGAUGUUAAGCCAAGAAUUCUGGAGGAUACUGAAAAGAGCAAAGGCUGGAAGUUGGUUGACAUUGUUGACUCUGCACACCUUAAAGCUUUGCUAUUGCCAGAUACAUUGACAGCAAGCAAGGUGGUGCGUCUGUUGUAUACAAACUCUGGGCUAUCUAUACUAGCUCUUGGCUCCAAUGCUAUUCAUAAGUUGUGGAAAUGGCCACGUAAUGAGCGGAAUCCAUCUGUUAAGUCAAAUGCAUCUACUACCCCUCAGUUGUGGCAACCAACAAAUGGUGCUCUUAUGACUAAUGAAACAACCGAUGCCAAUCCUGAAGAAGUGACUGCAUGUAUUGCUUUGUCAAAGAAUGAUUCUUAUGUAAUGUCUGCAUCUGGUGGCAAAGUUUCCUUGUUUAACAUGAUGACUUUCAAGGUAAUGACAACUUUUAUGCCUCCUCCGCCUGCUGCUACCUUUCUGGCAUUCCAUCCUCAAGACAACAAUUUUAUUGCUAUUGGAAUGGAUGAUUCCAGUAUUUUAAUAUACAAUGUUCGAGUUGACGAGGUGAAAACCAAGCUCAAGGGUCACCAGAAACGGAUUACAGGCCUUGCAUUUUCACAGUCGUUGAAUGUCCUUGUAUCUUCUGGUGCUGAUGCCCAGCUAUGCAUGUGGAGUAUUGAUGCGUGGGAGAAGAAAAAAUCCAGAUCUAUCCAGGUGUCAGCUUCCCGUGCAACCCCUUUAGUCGGGGACACCAAAGUUCAGUUUCAUAAUGAUCAGGCACAUCUCUUGGUUGUCCAUGAAAGUCAACUAGCAAUCUACGACAGGAAGCUUGAGUGUUCGCGCUCAUGGUGUCCUAGAGACAUGCUCUCAGCGCCAAUUUCACAUGCAAUCUACUCUUGUGACGGUUUGUCAGUAUACGCUGGGUUCUCAGAUGGUGCCAUUGGAGUCUUUGAAGCAGACAGCUUGAGGCUUCGAUGCCGGAUUGCAUCAUCUGCUUAUUUACCAGCGUCUAUUCAGAGUGCCGGCUCUUCACAUCCUGUGGUGAUUGCUGCUCACCCGACCGAAUCCAACCAGAUUGCACUAGGCAUGAGUGACGGUGCGAUUUACGUUCUGGAACCAUCCAACGAUGCAGAUCCAAAGUGGGGAUCAGCACCUCCCCAGGAAAAUGGUUCUCUUCCUUCGUCCUCGAAUCUAGUCUCCAGCAAUAACCAGACAUCAGAGCAACCCCCUCAGAGGUGACUUGGUUUCCUAUAAACAGAGUGUAGAUGUUUUGGUGCAAAUGGUUUGGAAGUAGAACAGCUACUGUUGAAUACAACCCUGGAGCUACACAUUCUUUUUUUUUAUUCAAUGACAACAUGCUCUCCCAUUGUAAAUCUGCUAGUCUUUGUGUGGCAUAGAUGUUUCGUAAAUGUUGUAAAUUAUGCUGAUACAAUUAAUUGACCUAGAAUUGCUGUCC